AUGCCGACAUAUAUUCCCAAAACAAAUUUCUCAUUUUUAACCGAAAAUGCCUUAAAUUAUCCGAUACAAAUAACUUCAGCUGAUCCUUCGUUUAUGGGCGACAGAUGUUAUUCGCAUCUUCAUUAUGCGAAGAUUAUUAAUCUUGAAGAUAUUAUACCAUUAGACGUCAUUGUAAACGCGUUAAAAGAUAUCGAAAAGUAUAAAGAUUACAAUAAUAGACAAAAUUGUAUAAAUAGAAAAGAAUUGAAUCGGCAAAAAAAAUUUGUAAUGCAAAAAAAACAUUUAAAGAAAUUGCGAGUUUUUCAAGCUCUAUGUUUAUGGACACAUUUACCACCAACAACAUCAAUAAGUUUAAAUCGCUUUGACCAUAUAAGUAACAUUACCAAUUACUCAUCUUUCCCUUGUCUUCAAAAUGGGUUAUUAUCACCCAAUAGGCAUCCACUAUCGAUUGAAUCAAUUAAUCAAAUAUUGGAAGCAUCAAAUAUAAUUAUCGACGAUUAUAAUACGCCCGAAAAAAUUAAAUUAUUUAUAUUGAAUAACACAAGUCGACUUUUUAAAAUGAAAAACCAUGAAUUACUCGAUAAUGGAAUUACUGAAAUGUAUAACAAAAAUCAGAAUUCAUUGAUCCGUGAUAUCAGCAACGAAUUACAAAUAUUUGAAUGCCAAGUACAAUUAACACCUUCCAAACAUCCCAAUAAAGGUCUACCAACUAGCCAAGCAAUGAGCGUCAAUCCUUCUAAUAGCAAUAAAAUAGUACUUAUAAAAGAACGAAAUGAACAUCAUCAAAUAAACGAAUUUUCAAUAAAGAUAAUGCAGGAUUUAUGUAAAGAAUUAGACCGUUAUUUAAAACAAAUCAAUGAAUCUCGUAUCAUCGAAAAUAAAAUUCUAAAUGAAUUGGAAAUGUGUUUACAAGAACGUCAACGUAAAUCAACUAAACGUGGCAAAUACACAUGUAAAAUGACUCAUUCGAAUAUGUUACUUAUGAAUCGAACAAAAUUAAAAAGCAUGAAUAAUAAUAAUAAUAUCACAAAUAACAUCUCAACACAAAAUAAACAGAAAAAUCAAUCAAAAAUUCCAAAAUAUAACUAUAAUUCACAUCAAAAGUUUUAUAAUCAAUACGAAGGAGAUACUUUACGAAAACCAUCAAAUUGUAUUACUAACAUUGAGGAUGAUGGCUACAAUUGUCCAUCAUUAGUCUAUGAAUUGGAAAAAACCUUUAUAAAACAUUUAGAAGACCAUCAUAAAUUUAUAACAACUUUACAUCAAGUUCGGAAUAGUCGGCAUAAAAGAUUGAUUUGUAAUAAGCUCAAACAAUUUGAAUUGUUAUUAAAUAAAUUAACUAAUGACGAAAAUUUUUCAAAUGAAACAAGUGAAACGAAUAGUGAUCAUACGACAAAUUCGGGUUCCAGAAACGAUUUAUUUUCUGAUAAAGAUAAUUUCAAAGAAUCAUCAUCAUCUGACGAGUGUUUAACAAUAAAAGAGACAAGUACACUUAAUUUAUGCAAUAUUUUAAGUGAUGAUAAUAUUCCAACUCGACAAACCGACGUACUUGUUUUAGAAAACAAAUUAUCUACAUUUUUGUUAGAAAAUAAUGAUGGAGAAUCAAAUUCUUCGAAUAUAAAUGAAACGACUGAAAGUGAAAACAACAGUAGUUUUAGUAGUGAAAAUUUAAAUAAUUUAUUUUCUGUACAAAUACAACAAGAUAAGAUACACAAUGUCAACGUCUUAUCAACACCAAAAGAUAAGAGCCACACUGAAACUAUAAUAAGCAGCCGCCCAUCCGAUGAAAAAUUCUCAUUUAUGGAUGCAAAUGGCAUCCAAUCGUAUGAAAAAUUUUCAAUUAAUGAUACAAACAAUAUAUUUUUAGAAAUUUUGAAUAAACCUAAAAGUUUAUUAUCAUUUUACAAUAACGAUAAUUUUGUACAAUUAUUUGAAACAAUAUUUCAUCCAUUUUACUCAAAACAUUCAUCAUAUAAAAUCCAUAAUGAUUUUAAUAAAGCAGAACCGUAUUCGAAUCGAAUUUGUACUGAAAAUAUUCAUAUUACACCAAAUUCAAAUAUACCUUUGUAUAAUUUCGAAGGAAAUAUUGAUUUUCUAUUUAGAAAUAAUGGAAUUUAA
Messenger RNA from Chrysoperla carnea, 2118 nucleotides. RefSeq names its product reticulocyte-binding protein PFD0110w-like. Bases 1 to 2118 code for a protein of 705 amino acids. The record is from RefSeq and is a predicted model, not a curated record. The transcript is spliced from 3 exons. NCBI's taxonomy places the organism in Eukaryota, Metazoa, Arthropoda, Insecta, Neuroptera, Chrysopidae.